CGCCGCUACUUUGUGUUCGCCCAACGCCAAUGGUGUCCUGUUCCGUAAUUGCGAUCUCUCGUUCAUGACGGCGACCCUGAGCGGCCCGCGCAGCGAGCGACAAAGGACACCAGGCUGAGCAGCGCCAUCGCGGCCUACUCUGGCGUCCGCUAUGUGGCGAGACCGCACGAAUCUCUAUAUUUCCUAUCGGCAGUCGUACGCGCACCACCCGACAAAACGGACAAAAUACAGCGGUAGCGCGGCCGGUGGGAAUGGUUUCGGCGAUGUCUUCCCGGGGAACACCAGCUAUGCCAGCGGCAACGACGACACGCGCGGUCUCCUCUCGGCCGGUGCCUUCGAAGACGAUGGCGACGCCGUCAUAGAGAUGGACCUCCUGCCCCCACGCUGGGCCGACAUAUCCGACGAGAUUACCGACCUGCUCGCCGAUAUAGCUACCAGGAGCCAGGCCCUCGAGCGCCUGCACCAGAAACACGUACUGCCGGGGUUCAACGAUGAGGAUGCGAAAAAGGCCGAGGAGCGGGAUAUUGAGAGGCUCACGCAGCAGAUCACAAAGGGGUUCCACGACUGCCAUGGUUGUAUCCAGCGGGUUGAGCAGAUGGUGAGGGACUCGAAGCAUUCCGGAACGAUUACUAGCGCCGAGGAGACCAUGGCGAAGAAUAUCCAGAUAUCCCUAGCUUCACGGGUGCAGGAAGCAAGCGCGCUGUUCAGAAAGAAGCAGAGCGCAUACUUGAAAAAACUGCGCGGGAUGAGCGGUCUCGGUGCCGGCGGCGUAGGCGUGCCUGGCGAAAGGGGAUCAACACCUCAACCCUCCAACUCAUACCUCGACCCGUCCAUGGUCGAGUCGGACGCCGACAGGUCCUUCUCACAGUCGACGCUCCAAGCGACGCAGCAAAAGCUCCUGCAGUCCAACGACGCGGCCAUUAUCCAACGCGAGCGCGAAAUCGAGGACAUUGCGCAGGGCAUCAUCGAGCUCGCCGACAUAUUCCGCGACCUGCAGAACAUGGUCAUUGACCAGGGCACCAUGCUGGACAGGAUAGACUACAACGUUGAGCGGAUGACCACCGACGUCAAGGGGGCCGAGAAAGAGCUCGUCAUCGCCGACACGUACCAGAAGAAGACGACCAAGCGCAAGAUUAUCCUGCUUCUCCUCCUCAUCAUAGCGGGCAUGAUCAUCCUGUUGGUCAUCAAGCCCAAGAAACGCGGAGGCGGCGACGACGAGUGAAGAAAUCCGAAUGGGCGCUUCAAUGAAGAGACGAAGAAGUUGGUGUAAACUAAAUGUAUGAAUUUUCUUAUUUUAGAACAAUGUCUAGCGAUUAUGGGAUCCAUCAU
Molecule: messenger RNA, 1329 nt
Organism: Colletotrichum acutatum
Lineage: Eukaryota; Fungi; Ascomycota; Sordariomycetes; Glomerellales; Glomerellaceae
Product: SNARE domain-containing protein
Exons: 3
Coding region: 152-1222 (356 amino acids)
Biological process (GO): vesicle fusion; intracellular protein transport; vesicle-mediated transport
Cellular component (GO): endomembrane system; membrane; SNARE complex
Molecular function (GO): SNARE binding; SNAP receptor activity
Source: RefSeq, a predicted model, not a curated record